GCUAUGACCACCCCUCACACCCAACCACUCCACACAUUGACUGUUCACUUGAGCCAACGUUCAAGUCAUCAUCAUCAUCACCAAAGACAUCACUAACACGCUCACGACACUGUCGUUAAAGAGCAACAAGGAGCAACAAGGGAAGUGUGAGGCCCCAGAGCAUCGCCUCAUCAUCUCAUCAAAAAGCCUCGACAUAUUACGUCCCACCACGACUGGGCAUCAUUCAGAAACACGUCUUGAUGCCCUUUUGGAACUUCUCAAGUCAGUGUACGUGUUUGAUGUAGCAUAGCUCGCCUAGACAUGCCUGGGGAGCUUUAAGCGUGACGCAAUAAAGAAGCGACAGUGUGCUAUGUUAACAAAACGCCUUGACUAGAAACACAUCGCUAAGCAGAGUGUGAAGUCUUUGGAUCGUCGUGUGAAAAUGUGUAAAGUAGAAAUGCUAAGAGCAUUCCUGAAUCAGCGACUGAGCGCGGCUGUCGACGAAAUAGUUGUAGUGUUUGAAAGAACGAUAGCAGAGUAUGAGGAGGAACUUUGUCGGACGAAAGAAGAAAACGAAAGACAACGUCAACUGCUGGAUGCUAUUUUCAUACCUCAAGUCUCGGUUCAGAGAGCAGAGGUCAGUGAAGAAAAUCAUCUUGUGCAGCAGGAGUGGAGCUCCAGGGUGGAGCAGCAGGAGCCGGAACCUCCCUACAUUAAGCAAGAAGAGCAGGAAGAUGACGUCACCAAUUUGCCAUUAACGGUUAUCCCCGUGAAGAGUGAAUGUAAUGAAGACAAAGGUCAGACUGAGCAGAACAGAUGGGCUGCGCCUCCAAGCAGCAGCUCAAGUCACCACAUGACAAGAGAAGGUGAUGGAGACCACUGUGGAGGAUCACAAGCAGAAAGCCUCUUGGCUCCACUGUCAGACAAUGACUACAUAACGGCACACUCGCCUGAGACUGAUGAAGAAGAACACUCCAAAGGUGAUAUGACAUAUCACACUGGCAAGAAACACUGGAAAUGUUCCCAAUGUGACAAAACCUUUGGCGUCAAGAUUAAUCUUAAAAGGCACAUGAUCAUUCACACAGGAGAGAAACCUUUUGCCUGCUCAGUUUGUGGUAAAAGAUUCACUCAGAAGGCACACUUGACAUCACACUUCAGAACACACACUGGAGAGAAACCUUUUGCCUGCUCAUUUUGCGGUAAAAGAUUCUCUCGAAGUGAAUGUUUGAUAACACACACAAGAACACACACUGGUGAGAAACCAUUCCGUUGCAAUGUGUGUGAUCAAAGAUUUUCUUACAAGUAUAAGAUUAAGAAACACAAGUGUCCCGGUGAGAGGAGCAACAAUAAAUGAAUGAAUAAAUGAAUAAAUCAUGGACGUUCUGACACCUUGACAAACUUUGAGUGCUUCUGGUUAUCUUGAAAAAUGUACAUUUGACCACCAGGAGUGCCACCUGGACCCCUCACAACUAUUACACAUUGUUUUCUUUUGCAUUUCAACAUCACAAUAAAUUUGAAAUGAACCAAUCAAGAUCUCACCGAAGUGACUUUCUGCGUGUUUUCACAAAAAGAGAUAAGAUGCAUAAAAUGUCUGCCAUGAUAUGCACAUCACACUCAGUCCCUCAAAAAUGUUUCCAUGUCUCUUGAACUUUUUCGCAAUUACAACCUCAAAAUUAUUUUUCUUGAGAAUUUGUAGUAUCGACCAACACAAUGUAGCACAUAACUGAAACAGAGAAAUUUUACGCACACGCACACACAGACAUACACACAAACCCAAUUCCAAUGAAGUUGGGAUGUUGUGUUAAACAGAAAUAAAAAGACUACAGUAAUUGCAAAUCAACCUAUAUAUAUUUGAAUACACUACAAAGUCAAUAUAUUUGUUUAAAUUGAUAAACAUUAUUGUUUUUAGCAAAUAAUCAUUAACUUUGAAUUUUAUGGCUGCAAGGCAUUCGAAAAAAAGUCUGGACUGCAGGCAGGCCAGGGUAGUACCACUCUUUUACAGCAAAGCCAUGCCCUUAUAACGCGUGCAGAAUGUGUUUUGGCAUUGUCUUGCUGAAAUCCGCAAGUGCAUCCAUAAAAAAAACCUGCAUGUACAUUUCGCCAUUAAUUGUUCCUUCACAUAUGUGUAAGCUUACCCAUGCCAUAGGCACGAAGGAACAAACAUGAAAUAUCUUUGUAGUGCAGGGGUCCCCGAGAACCAUAUCCUGCCUGUUUUAGAUCUCUCUCUCUCUACUUCAACACACCUAAUUCAAAUGAUCAGCUCAUCAGCAAGCUCUGGAGAGGCCUGAAAAGCUAAUGAACACUUGUUCAUUUGUUUUUUUUGACGAGCCCAUAGUGCUGCGUUUUGGAAAGAUUUGGAGAAAUAUAUGUUGUGUAAAACAAAUUACAAUGAACGGAGAACAGAUCAUUACUGUGUUUGAAUCUGAAGGAAAAAAAUUGUGUAAUAUUGUUCAGUUACAUGUUUUGUUCAGAAAAUUUCAUAUCCAUAAAUGUGAAUUUCUGAAUUCCACCCUGUUAUUUAAAACAUUUUUGAUGGAGGUAGAUUAUUAUUUUAAGUCUCUUGAUCUAAUGAAAAUGUAGAUAAAUAAUUGCUAUACAUUCAGAAAUGUUUAAAGAGAAACUUAUCCCCUGUUUUAAAAGACGUAUGAUUUUAAUUAAUUUUCUUUAUUAUUACUCCAAGAUUUUUUUUCUUUUAAUAUAGAAUUUAUUUUUGUUUUACUGUUAUACUGUAUAUGUAUGUAAAAUAUGUUACAGUAAUUGCAUUGCCUGAUGGUUGUGUUGUAUGUAUUUUGUCAAAUAAAAAAGAAACUGUGAAUGACAAAA
Hippocampus zosterae (dwarf seahorse) is the source of this 2802-nucleotide messenger RNA. RefSeq names its product zinc finger protein 572-like. Gene Ontology annotation, molecular function: RNA polymerase II cis-regulatory region sequence-specific DNA binding; DNA-binding transcription factor activity, RNA polymerase II-specific. Bases 422 to 1333 code for a protein of 303 amino acids. The transcript has 2 exons. The record is from RefSeq and is a predicted model, not a curated record. Gene Ontology annotation, biological process: regulation of transcription by RNA polymerase II. NCBI's taxonomy places the organism in Eukaryota, Metazoa, Chordata, Actinopteri, Syngnathiformes, Syngnathidae.